Messenger RNA from Cataglyphis hispanica, 3773 nucleotides. RefSeq lists its product as uncharacterized. The record is from RefSeq and is a predicted model, not a curated record. The transcript has 13 exons. Bases 110 to 2911 code for a protein of 933 amino acids. Gene Ontology annotation, cellular component: endoplasmic reticulum membrane. Gene Ontology annotation, biological process: GPI anchor biosynthetic process. NCBI's taxonomy places the organism in Eukaryota, Metazoa, Arthropoda, Insecta, Hymenoptera, Formicidae.
AUUUGUGCCAAGUCGAUUGUCAAAUUCGAUACCCGGCAUGACACUGUCCGUAUAGGCGUAUAGCCCGUAGAUUGUAGUGCCUGUCAAAAGUUGCCGAAAAUAUGGCAAGAUGACCAUAAAUAAUGUAUUAUUGUUCUAUGUAACCUUAAUCGCGCCGAUUUCUAUCGUUUUAUUUUUGUACGGUUUCUUUCCAAUCGCUCAUCAUGGCGAUGCAAUCGCCUCGCGAUCAGAUAUUCCAAAUUACAUCGGCAAUGUGAGCAUAAAGAAACAUGCGCUGUAUAAACCAAUGAUAACAAAAUUGAUAAUCAUGGUGAUCGAUGCGCUACGAUGGGACUUUGUAGCAGAUUCAUCACGAAAUGUCACUAUGCCAAUGACGAAUAAACUUUUGACAAACUCUUCCGGAUGUUUGUUACAAGUCAAGUUGCAAUCACCGACAGUGACAAUGCCUAGAAUAAAAGCAAUGAUGACUGGUACAGUGCCAAAUUUUGUAGAUGUAGUACUGAACUUUGGGAGUAAACCUCUGCAUAAUGACAAUUUAUUGCUUCAAGCAAAAAAAUAUGGGCAUAAAUUGGUAUUUUAUGGAGAUGAUACUUGGCUCUCUCUGUUUCCCCAUAUAUUUGAGCGUCAUGAUGGCACUACUUCGUUUUUUGUUACAGAUUUUACAGAGGUGGAUAAUAAUGUAACUCGACACAUACAACACGAGUUAAAUAACAAUGAUUGGACUGUGAUGAUUCUUCAUUAUCUCGGACUCGAUCAUAUUGGUCAUGUUGAAGGACCGUUUGGUGCGUCGAUUAAACCCAAACUACAAGAAAUGGACAAAAUUAUUAAUAAGAUAGCUCAAAGAGUGCAAUAUUGGAACACCGACGGAAUGCCCGCGCUCUUCGUUAUCUGUGGCGAUCAUGGAAUGAAAAACUCGGGUGGCCAUGGCGGCUCGACACCGCAGGAGACAACAGUACCAUUCAUCGCGAUAGGAGGAACUCGCUGUUCUCAUCGGGAAAAUGGUGAAGCGGUCAAAAUCGAGCAACUUGACAUAGCAGCAACGCUGUCGGCUGCUUUUGCAUUACCUAUUCCUUCCGCAAACCUUGGUUCCUCGUUCUUGGACAAUAUUUACGAUCUGGACGAUAUUAAACGGCUAUUUCUUCUCCAUUAUAAUUCGAGGCAGGUGCUCGAUCGUUUUCGAAAGCUCAUCUAUCGAGAAUCACAAAUUGAAUAUGUAAAUCGGAAGUAUUUGGACACUGUAAAUUUGCAUGCCGCCUGGUUGAAUAUGAAUGAAAAAUCAAGUAAAAUGGUCGGGAUGAUUGUCUCGUCUUAUAACGUGAUCCUUACAGAAAUGAAGAACACUUUAAUCAGCAGCAUAGUCGAAUACGACUUUUUUCCGAUGGCUCUUGCCGUGUUCUUUCAAUGUCAGAUACUGGCUAUUUUAUUUUUUGCGCGAAAAGUAGCUUGGACUAUGUACAAAAAAACUACAUCCUUGAUAUGUUUUUUCUUGUGUCUAGGGAUACAUUAUUUUUACAAUUCUGAAAGUAUGACGUUGCAUCCGACAAGUAUAUUUAACGCUUUAUUGUUUUUACUCAUCGUCAGCAUCUUAUAUAUAAACUGUGUUCUUUGCGUAAACAGUAAAUUAUCUCUCAUAAAGGUCACAAAGAAGCCAAGGAUAUGUAAGGUAUUCGAAAUUGGUACGUUAUUGCAUAUAGCGAGUCUCGCCGGCAGCAGCUUCAUUGAGGAAGAGCAUCAGACAUGGUACUUCUUCUGGUGCACUACAGUCUCAUAUUUGCUCUAUCAUUGUUUCACAAGAAUGCUAGCAUAUGAACGAUACGAUCUUACGAGCGACCUAAGGAUGCAAACCGGGGUGGAUCGACGUUACGGGAAUUCUAGGCAUCCGCGUCACUUAGAACUUUGCGCUAAGCUAUUAUUGCUACUGAUAGGACAUAGAAUUCUACGGAAGCUAAACAGCACCGGUGACAAAUGGGCGCACCUACCUGACUUAGCUCGCUGGUUGAAAGAGGACAAUAGCAAAAUCGGGAUGACACUCCUACUUCUAGUUGCGCUCGUUCUUCUGAUCCGGAUCGCAUACGUAUGCGAAAAUAAGGAAUACAGGCGGCGAUCGUUGAUAUUAAAUACGGUCGUUGCGUUAUGUAUAUAUCUUCGUCAUAUGAUCAAUAAUGCCGUUUUGAGGAUUCCAUUAUAUUUCUCAUCUAGUGGAAUAUAUGAAGUGCAAAUAUUUUGGGGAAUAAUAAUGCUAUUUCUUGUAAGCUAUGGCUAUCGAGUGACAUUAAUAAUUAGACGCGAGAAACAACAUUUCGCGAGUGCAAUGCUAUUUUUUAUCAUCAAUUUCUGGGUGAUGAUUUCGGCAAUGCUACACCAACCAUACAAUGUGAUCUUGUUACCACUGCAGAUCGUCGCGAGCUCGACAAUUGACGCUGUAUUGAAAGAAAACAAUUUGAUGUUCGAUCUCGGCGUCUUCGUGCACUGCUGGCUCGGCAACGUAUUUUAUUUUUAUCAGGGAAAUUCUAAUAGUCUCGCGAGUAUAAACAUCACAGCGGGAUAUGUCGGCUUACGUUCCUAUAUGCCUCUCAUUACCGGCGUAUAUUUAAUCAUCAACACUUAUUCCGCGCCUGUUCUGGCUUAUUUCUUGCUCGUUUAUCGUCGACAGUCAGGCGAGACACAUUGCAUGGAUAUUAUUGCGCGUACGAGCAGUACUUACAUCGCGUGGAGAUUACUAACAAUGACCGUUUAUAUGAUCAUCGUCGUUGGCCAGCGUAAUCAUCUCUUCAUAUGGUCGGUGUUUUCACCGAAAUUGUUGUACGAAGCGACAUAUUCCGCGAUGAUAUGCUGUAGUGUGCUAUUGGCAUUGAUAGUGAUUACAUUGCAAGCUGUAAUAAUUCCUAAUUACAUAUCAUACAAGGAUUAAACCAGCAGGAAUCAAAUAUACACAUUUGUGUAUUUUUAACAAACAAGUAAAUAAAAAUUUAUAUUUUACACAAUUAAAUAGAAUAUAUUAUUUAUAUUGUGUAAUAUUUUUAUAUACUAUAUUAUUGCAAUAUAUUUUUAUCUUAAUAAGAUCUACUUUAUUUCGGAAAUCUGAAUCUAGGACUAGUAAAGUAUUAGAUCAGAAUAAUUAAUGAAUAUGUUACAUUAACGGAAACUCAAAUAUCGUUUAGAAGCGAAUAUUUAUAUCCUUGAUUCAUCGUAAUUAUAUAAUCUCUAUUCUUACUUUCCUUUUCAAUUCUUAUUGUUCUUCCAACACUUUGAUAUACUUUGUGCAAAAUAAUAUUGUGCAGCUAAUCAAAUUAAUCAAUUUAAAAAAUGAAGUGAAAAAAUGAAUGAAAGACAAGAUAUAAUACUUGUAUCAGUAAUCAAUGUGGAGCGAUGAGGGAACACAAGGAGAAAAAUUAAAUUUGCUAAAAAUACAGAGGCUUGAAUGUAUUUCUGUUUAAAAAACAGAAUCUCGACAAUUACAUCGCAUUUUAUCACUUGCGGUAGAAAGUCGACAAAAAUUUGUAUGAUCAAAAUAUCUGAUUAUUUCACAAUCAAAGAACCUCGUACCAGCGAGACUUUCAUUUAAAAUUCGAAAAUUUCUUGAUAGGACUUGUAGUUACAAUCUCUCGCCAAGUACAUUUAAUUUGCUAAAAUUUCCUAAUCUCUAUAAUCGCGCUAAACACAAAUAAAUUACUAUCACAAUAGGAACAUUUAUGUACAAGUUAGUCUACGUAGCAUUAAGAUCAUCAAAUACAAGAUUCCAUUUCCACUUAUCAGGUACUCUUGCGUUACUA